AUGUCAAUCGAUUCCUUUCUUCAGCUAAAGCAAGAGAUAGCUCAGUCCUAUCCCGAGUUCGAGUCCAAGGCUACCCAAGCCUGGUCAGAGAUACUCGAGGAGAUGGCUCGGGUGACCAAAAUCAUCGCGGAACAGGGUCCGGAUUAUCUCCCAAUCGUCGAGUACUCUGAGCUUACCUCUCUGUCAGCCGAUCGUUUAGCGGAAUUGCGACGAAAGGGGUCCUUUGUUGUCCGAAACGUGGUACCUCGGGAUGAAGCUGUUGGCUGGAAAUCCGGUCUAGACAAGUUUGUCUCUAACAACUCCAACGUCGAAGGCACACCUGCAAAUAACCCUCAAUACUUCCAGAUCUUCCAUACCAAGCCCCAAAUCCUCGCUCGAUCUCAUCCAAACGUGCUCAAGACCCAAACAUGGUGCAACAACCUAUACACACACUCCUCGGACAACGAACCUGUUGACCUCAACACCCCUUUGACAUAUAUCGAUCGAUUCCGUAUUCGACAACCUGGUUUUGCAUGGGGUGCUCAUCCUCCUCAUAUCGAUGGAGGUUCUAUCGAAAGAUGGCAAGAUUCAAAGUUCAGAUCGUGCUUUGAGAGUAUCCUUAAAGGCGACUGGCGAAGACACAAUCCCUACUCCCUCAAAGGUAGGAUUGGCGCUCGAAUCUCUACCAAAGGACUCCCGAAUCAAGCUAGUAUCUUCAGAACUUUCCAAGGAUGGCUGGCUUUGAGCGACACCGCGCCUCGAGAAGGUACCUUGAAGGUAUUCCCUGAUAUCCUGCUCUCAACAUCAUACAUCAUGCUCCGUCCUUUCUUCUCCCCCACUGUGGACCCUUCCGACCCAGCUUAUUUGGCAGCUGAGAGCUGGAAGUUUGACUUGACGGAUCACAAAUUCCACGGUGUCAGCCAGGCUGCCAAUGCUGGUGUAUCAGGUGCCGCUCGACCAUUCGAGUUCUCCGAUUCAACUCACCCGCAUAUGAACCUGGAACAAACGAUGGUAUCCGUGCCAGCUGUCCAUCCCGGUGAUAUGGUCUUCUGGCAAUGCGACGUGGUUCAUGCUGUCGAGAAGGAACAUAUCGGUAAAGAAGAUUCAUCUGUGAUGUACAUCCCAGCUGUGCCAGAUUGUCCACAAAAUGCAGAAUAUAUCAAGGAGCAGCUGCAACUGUUUCUCCGGGGCUGUCCACCACCCGAUUUCCCUCAAGGCAGGACGGAGAACGACUAUGCGCUUCAUGGAACGGUACAGGAUAUAGUCAAUCCAGCAGGUAGAAAGGCUUUGGGGGUGGCUUGA
Molecule: messenger RNA, 1281 nt
Organism: Kwoniella botswanensis
Lineage: Eukaryota; Fungi; Basidiomycota; Tremellomycetes; Tremellales; Cryptococcaceae
Exons: 2
Coding region: 1-1281 (426 amino acids)
Source: RefSeq, a predicted model, not a curated record